AUGCAGCCACAACAACCCCCUCCGCCGCUGCAGGACUCGAGAAACCCUCCUCCGCCCUCUCACCUCUCAAACGGUGCUCCAAGGCCUCCAAACCGAAUGGCGAAUGAUCCACGAGGCCGCGCCCCGCUCCCUGUCCCCUCCGGCCCUGGGGCUCAUCUGCAGAAUGGACAGCCACGCUCCGUUCCCUCCUUUGAUAUGGCCCGCAGCCCUCCCAACCCGCCUCCUAGCAAAAGUGAAGACACGCCGUUCUUUUAUACCAAACACGUGCCCUGCAAAUUCUUCCGUCAGGGAGCCUGUCAAGCAGGUCCCGCAUGUCCUUUCCUCCAUUCCACUGAUUCCGCCGUCGAUUCUGCGCCCUGUAAAUACUUCACAAAGGGAAACUGUAAAUUCGGAGCCAAAUGCGCUUUGGCACAUAUCCUCCCCGAUGGCCGUCGAGUGAAUAGACCGAACAUUGGCAUGGGGAUGGGUGGUGGAGGAAAUCUCAAUCUGGGCGGUCGUGUCAAUUAUCCUCCAUAUCACCCACAGGAUUCAGCCCUCGCGAAUUCCCUACUAUCGCAACAGCAGAUGAACGGUCAUGGGCCCCGGCUUUACCCGUAUCAGGAGGAUCUGCAAAUGCACGGACGGCCUCAACUUCCCAUGCAACCCCAGCCGCCGUAUGACAAUAUUCCGAUCAUCGAUACCGGCUUAGAGACUGGUUCUAGGUACGGAUCCCCUCCGGAAGACGGUCGACACGCCAUAUCCCCGAUCGGUCGUUCUGCGCUUGAUGCUCCCCUUCCUGCUUCUUUCGACAGCCAAGGAAUAUCUUACAUUGCCCGCCACGGUCCCGUCGCCUCGUCAGUGCCCUCCAGGUUCGGAUUUGAUCUGUCUCCUACCCCUUCAUCUCGUGCAGAUAUGUUCCGCAAUCUCCAUGACACCACUUUUGGAUCGGAUUUCAAGAAGUUUUCGACCCUCAGUUCAUCUCCCGUUCUCAGCGGAGACGAAGGCACCACUGCACGCGUCAUGCAUUCGCAACGAGUGUCGCGACCCAAAAUGUUAUCAGCGAGUCUUCCCCGGCCUACGGUUUUGGAUGAUUGGGAUGAUAAUUUUGCCAUGGAGGAGGAUUAUCUACCGGCCGAUUUACACGAUGACGUAUUGACACCCCAGGAAAAGAUGCGCCGACUUUCGCGGACUGAGCACGAUUCUCACAGUGGGAGAGACCUGAGCGGUUUAGGAUUACCGUUGACGGGUUCCGCCAAAGUGGGUUCACCUUUAGCGUCCAGCCCGUCCCGAUUUGGUGCACUAUUUGCCAAGCAGCGACAGAAAAAAGAGGAAGAGAAUCAAUCAGCGCUGGGCAAUGUUGGGUCGCCACUCCGUGAUUCUUCAUUAAGUAUGCGAUCUAGCCCAGGUUUACGUCCCAUUGGCAGCCGCCCUAGUUCGGGUGACAUUUCACCAUUCAUUGCCAGCCCUCCCCGUCAACCUUCGAUGUCAAUGAUCACUCAACAACUCAGCAGCACCUCGUUACAUCCAAAUUCCGCACGUCACACCUCCGCAGGAAGUCGACUCGAUCGUACUAUCUCCUCUCCGAUGAGCACAAGCCGUAUUGAUGAGGAGCAAAGUGAUCUAGUAUUUUCCAUGGAAGAAGAGGAAAAUCGACGAAAUAGCUCCGCGUGGAAUGUGAACAAGCUUGGCACCAACGAUGCAUCGACCACGUCUCGGGAUGGUGAUUCUGCAAGUACCGCUACUACACCCAAGGAUAUUGUAUACAAGAAACGAGCAUAG
Uncinocarpus reesii 1704 is the source of this 1758-nucleotide messenger RNA. RefSeq lists its product as uncharacterized. The record is from RefSeq and is a predicted model, not a curated record. Lineage: Eukaryota; Fungi; Ascomycota; Eurotiomycetes; Onygenales; Onygenaceae. The transcript is spliced from 3 exons. The coding region runs from base 1 to 1758 and encodes 585 amino acids. Gene Ontology annotation, molecular function: metal ion binding; ubiquitin protein ligase activity. Gene Ontology annotation, biological process: protein polyubiquitination.